UAUGAAACAGUCUGCGCUUUUAUCAGUCUUUACAUUUCUAAGUUUAAAUAACUUACAAGUUCAUGUAUUCCAUAAAGAUGAGAAUAAUAAAUCUGAUUGUUGUUACUGUGCUGUGCGUCUUGUCAUCGACAAAGGGGGAUGAUGGUCUAGAAAUGUGCCCCGUGUCAAAAGAGAAACAGCUUAUAGGGCAAAUGGUUAGAACAGAGAUAAAGGUAGAGUCGAUGUUACAGGAGACCAGGAAAACCGAGGAGCACGUAUUGUCGGUGCUAGAGUAUCGUAAGAAAGAUUCGCAGAAAUCUUUGGACGCGCUCAAAGAAACUCAGGAUACUCAAGCAGAUCAACUUCGUAAUGUUACUGAAAAUAAUGCUGACUUGGAAAGAAGGGUCUCGGUCGUAGAAGAUACAGUUGCACCAGUGGCAGUGGUAGCGUUUGUAGCGAGACAUUUGAAGAACGUAGCGAUAGACAACGGUGAAACAUUGGUCUUUUCCACGAUCGUUUUCAACAGUGGUGCUGGCUAUGAUAACAGUACCGGGAUAUUUACGGUUCCAGUAAGCGGUCUGUACCAAUUCAACGUGCGACUGUGUAUUUUUGUGAACACAUUUGCUCAUAUUGAGAUUGUUUCUGAAGAUGUUAUCAUCACCAGGACGCGUAUGGUUGACGAGGGGACCCGGUUUCAUUCAUGCAGUGAGCUUACUGGGUUUGCUGUUUUAAGUGUUGGGAAACGAGUAAGGGUAACAAGUUCGCUUUCAAGUGAUGUAAAAACAAACUUCUGGUUUAGUCCUGGUAUAGUAUGGAACACAUUCUCCGGGGUGUUGAUUAACAGAGACAACUAACAAUCGUGUUAGAACACUGCAGUACUGGAUUUGUUGUUUGUUUGACAUCAGUAUCUUGCAUUGACUAGUUGUUGUUGUUUCAUUCAGAAAUGUUAAAGGUAUAACCUAAACAAAAACAAUUAAACUAAGCAAAAAAGACGCAAGUGCAUAAUUAUAGAAUGCACUUUGUCCAAAAUUCACCAAAAUUAAUUGGGAUUAUAUUAGUAUUCUUUCUCGUGUGAUAUUGAAGUUAUCCCGCGCUGUGAGUUGCAAAAUACAUGGCCUAAUUUUUAAAAGCUUAACAACAUGACUCUUAUACAGCUAAAAUUUUUAUGAAAGACACUCAAUUGACAUUUCAUAAGUUGUUUCGAAAAUAGAAAUAUAGCUGUCAAGAUAAAAGAUUAUUAAGAUUAUCAUCCAAGGUAGUAAUUUUAGUGCAAACUUUUAACACCUUUCAAUGUAUAAAUCUAUAUCUGAUGAAAUAUUUUAUAAAAAUUUCACAAUAGUAAAAUUCAUGUAUUUUAUGUUUUAUGUUCGUUCCAGAAUG
Molecule: messenger RNA, 1359 nt
Organism: Ruditapes philippinarum (Manila clam)
Lineage: Eukaryota; Metazoa; Mollusca; Bivalvia; Venerida; Veneridae
Exons: 2
Coding region: 63-833 (256 amino acids)
Molecular function (GO): protein binding
Source: RefSeq, a predicted model, not a curated record